Messenger RNA from Podarcis muralis (Common wall lizard), 3238 nucleotides. It is a transcript of the gene C7H19orf47, whose product is annotated as chromosome 7 C19orf47 homolog. NCBI's taxonomy places the organism in Eukaryota, Metazoa, Chordata, Lepidosauria, Squamata, Lacertidae. Gene Ontology annotation, cellular component: nucleus. The record is from RefSeq and is a predicted model, not a curated record.
UCUGUGGCCUCCCGGGCCGGAAGCGAGCGCGAGGAGGGCGGGAGGGAGAGAGACUUCCUCCGCCGGUCGCCCGGGAGCCGAGAGGAGCCUCCGAGGCCGGUCUCCUCCGGCUGACCGGGCGUCACGGCCCUUGGCUUGGCACCAUGGUGUCUGUCAUGAUGGCAACGUCAGAGUGGAUUCAGUUCUUCAAAGAAGCUGGGAUCCCCCCGGGGCCUGCUGUCAACUACGCCGUCAUGUUUGUGGAUAAUAGGAUCCAGAAGAACAUGCUGAUGGACCUCAACAAGGAGAUCAUGAACGAGCUGGGCAUCACCAUCGUCGGAGAUAUCAUUGCCAUCCUCAAACAUGCCAAAGUCGUGUACAGGCAGGAAAUGUGCAAGGCUGCUACAGAAUCGGUGGCUUCCAGCCAACCCACCCUGCAGUCUGAACUCCGCCGGAAUGCCAACAGCGCUGCCACCCGGAUGAUCGCAAACAGCUUGAGCCGAGACUCCCCACCUUCCACCCCGGUCCGAAGACCCGACACCAGCACCUCCAAAAUCUCCAUCACGGUCUCCAAUAAAAUGGCAGCAAAGAAUGCCAAAGCAGCUCUCUGCAGUCCAGAGGCCGAGAACUCCACGCUCCCAGUGAAGCGCCGCCGCGUCACGGCAGAGAUGGAAGGGAAGUACAUUGUCCACAUGCCCAAGGGAACCACCCCCAGGACCAAGAAGAUCCUGGAGCAGCAGCAGCAGGCAGCCAAAGGCUUACAGAGAACCUCCGUGUUUGACCGGCUGGGCGCAGAGACCAGCGUGGACACAACCACAGGAAGCAAGCCCACGGGAGUCUUCAGCCGCCUGGGGGACAUGCAGGAGGCCGAGGAGGACAAAGCAGUGGAGAGCGACGAUGACAGCUCCGUCUUGCAGUACGCUGGGGUGCUGAAGAAAUUCUUCAAGCCCUCCAGGCCCAAGGAGAGUGCCAAGGCCGCUGGGGCGACGGUCAAAGCCAAAGCCACCAGCUCCGAGCCCCAGCUGAAGGCCACAGCCACCCCUGCCCUCCAGCGGCUCGGGAGCAAGAGCCUGGCGGAAAAGAAGGAGAAGAAGGCUGAGCCGCCCCCGCUGCAAGGCGGCAUGGCCAAGAGACUGGGCAAGCGCCCUCUGCCUGCUGAGGCCCAGGACAGCCAGGUCACCAGCUCCAGGAGCAAGCCGGAGUCCGAGUUCCGAGUCACCAUCAAGAGAACUUUGGGCAGCGCGAAGGUAAGCAGCACCACGGAGGGCCCCAGCGCCCAGAUGGACAACACGGGCACCGUCAGCGUCUUUAAGCGGUUGGGCAGGAAGGCGGUGUGAGCUGGGCCCCCCACCCACCCCAGCACACCCUUCGCCUGCUUGCGUGUGGGAGACCCUCUUUGGACAGCUUGAAGUCGGUGCCCCCUCUUUCCCGACUGCAACACAAACGGGCUCUUGCGCGGCCUCCGGGCGGAGGACGGCUUCUGUGAAGCUUGGCGUCGGUUCUUCCAGCUGUUUCCACAGGUCUGUGGGGCAGGAGCGGAACUGGGGGGUCUUGUGUGGCUGCAUGGCCCACCUCAAGGCAGCGGCUUGCCAGUGCCGGAGGCAGCACCCACCCAACGGAGCAUUGCUGGGGUCGGGGUGAGGGCUCCCAGCGGGCGCGAGAGGUCAUGUUGCACUGAAUCCUCCUUUCUCUGUCUCUGUUAUUUCCCCUCUGCAGGUCCUUGCUCUCUCCUAGGAAGUAGGUGCCUUGAGGGCCCUGUAAAAGAGCUUGCAAGAUUCAGUAGAUCCCACCCCCACUUUCUUUUCUGUCUUUCCCAAGCGUUUACCUGCUGCUUUUCUGCAGCCUAGGAACGGCAACUGAACAGCUGGCCAGAAAUUUCCUCUUGCUGGACACUGGGAUCACGCAGUCAGCCAGCGGGGUCCCAGUGCUGAGUUUUGCCUCCUGCCAGGAGGAGGAGGAAAAUUCUGGCCGGCUCCUCUUUGAGUUCCAUCUCUCCUCUGAACAGGAGAGUAAUUUCUCCUGGCCUGGCUGUGGCAUGUGAGACGAGGUUCUUGUGGGGGCAGGAGAUGGUUUCAUGUGUCAAGAGUCCCAAACUGGGCCGGCUCUCCUGCCCCAGCCUCCUGGGAAGGGAGAAGAGAGGGCCAGGUCUCCUUCCCAGAGUCAGAGUUUCAGGCCUUCGUUGAGCCAAACUCAGAUGCACGAUCUGGACCCUGGCUAAAUCUGAAGUCAGACUCUGGUGGGAAUUGCAGUGGGCUUGGUUUUUCCAUGCUCCUCUUCUCCAUCAACCCCGAUGGGCACCCGCAUUGCUGUUUUGAGAAGCUGGGGUGGUGUAGGAUGGAAGGCCAGCACCCAGGGCAGCCAUAUGCUGCCUCACCUGCCCUGCAGCUUCCUUGUGAGCCUGGUUCCCCCUUUCAGAGGCACCUGCCCUACAGCAGCAGGAGGGGCACUAAUGCCAGGCCUGUUUUGCGCAGAGAGAUGGUGGUAUGCAAGCCGCCUGCCAUCUCUCUCCCCUCUGGGCUCCUGCUGCUCUUGGUCUCCGCUAGAGCCCCACGUCUGAGUUUCAUAGGAUGCUGCCCAUGCCAGCUGGCCUCCGCACAAUAUAUAUUUGGAAAAUGAAAACAGGCCAUUGCAAUGUGGUACGUCCGAGAGUCUUGGGCAAUGGCAGUAGAGAUGGAAAUGCUCGAGGGGCCCUCCUGGACGGAGGGUGGCCUGCGAGGUAGCCCAGGCCACUCUUGCACUUGACCGAAAACUCUGUAUCCCAGCAUGCACUGCCAGUUGGAGUAUCCCUUGUGUUGGCUUCUGAUUGGCACGGAACCCAGAGACGCUUCCUGUACUCUGAGGUGCCGUCUGUGUCCCCAGCUGCCCUAGAGAGAAUUAUGUGACCUGCACGAUUUAGGGGAUGUGGUGCUCCCCCAUGCACCUGUUAUCAGUUAAGGCAGCAGCUGUGUGGGAUUUCUAAUGGUUUAAAUGAAUUUUUAUUGAUUAAAUUAGGGAGGGGGGAAGCUAGAAGAGCUGUGGUGUAAUGGUUGAUAGUUUUUUUUUUUUUAAAACAAGACUUUUUUGUAAACAUGAGUUGAUGUGCAAUUUGGAUGUAUCCUUGCAUUCGGCUGUCAGUUGCCCAAAAGUGCAGGGGGGAGGGCGGCAAGGUUCUCAGUGCUGCUGUCAGAGCCUGCCAGGUGUGUUCCUGCACUCCCCACACCCCACCGCCCAGGUAGGGGAAUAAAGGAAUGUUCUCUUGCAAUAAAAUGAGUCUCCUCUU